AUGGGAAGUUACUGUAUCUAUAAAACAAACUUUUCACGAUGUUGGAUUUGUUAUGAUGAGUUUGAUGGAUCGAACAGUGCUAAAAAUCCCUGGAGACGACCCUGCAAAUGUUCUUUAUUAGCCCAUGAAAACUGUUUAAUUGCAUAUGUUACAAGCUCAUCAAACAAUAGAUGUCCUCAAUGCCUAAAUGAAUAUAAAAUUUCUCGAUUUAUGAAAAGCGAAAGUCGGUUCUUACGUGCUAUCGGUCUUUGUCAAAGCAUCGAGUCCGGACUAGCACAAGUCGCGCUUGGGACAGGUCUUUGUUUUGGUUUAGCAAAGUUUGUAUACUCAAUUUUAAGAAAAACUGGGUUUUGGGCAUGUCGCCAAGUGGUCGAUGAAAAUUCGUUGCUAUUGAUGAUGCAAAAGCCGCUAUUUUCGUCGGCUAUUCUUCCGAUGCUUCCAUAUAUGCUUCUCCGAUUUUAUGAAGCACCCUCUUAUGACAUUGGCAUCAGUCUAUAUAUUCAUUGUUCUGUUUAUUACUGCGUAGAUCAUUUUUCAACGACACAAAUGUUGUUUUUUGCAUUGCCAGGGAUACGCUCUAUUCACCAAGAGCUAAGGAGCUAUCUUAAAAAAAAAUUUUUGCCAUCUCAACAGGAAGAUGAUGAACAGUCAAAGAGAGACUGGCUUCGAAAAAUAGAUGACCAAAUUGAGAACCAGAACUUGGUGACUAAUGAGGACGCAAAAGUCAACGACUCUGAAUUAUGGACUAUUUUUUCUGUUGCUCACAUGUUUUUAGAUGUUGUUGCUAAUGAAUUACUUCGGGCUCUACGGCCUAUUAUCCUUAUUCCUUUAGCAGGAAGAUAUUUGGGGCACUUUUUUCCGAAAACAUUAUCCAAGGUACAGAAAAGUAUCCUAAGUGGUGUCUUUGCCCUGCUUAUGAAAGAUAUGUGUAAAUUUACAUAUUUGAGUUGGCGAGCCAGAAAAUUCCGAGAAAUCCGGAUUCUGGAUAACCAAACAGAGGACAAGCAUGAAAAAUGA
Schizosaccharomyces octosporus yFS286 is the source of this 1017-nucleotide messenger RNA. RefSeq names its product ubiquitin-protein ligase E3. Lineage: Eukaryota; Fungi; Ascomycota; Schizosaccharomycetes; Schizosaccharomycetales; Schizosaccharomycetaceae. Gene Ontology annotation, molecular function: zinc ion binding. Bases 1 to 1017 code for a protein of 338 amino acids. The record is from RefSeq and is a predicted model, not a curated record. The transcript has a single exon.